Messenger RNA from Erigeron canadensis, 905 nucleotides. RefSeq names its product 60S ribosomal protein L15. NCBI's taxonomy places the organism in Eukaryota, Viridiplantae, Streptophyta, Magnoliopsida, Asterales, Asteraceae. Gene Ontology annotation, cellular component: cytosolic large ribosomal subunit; ribosome. The coding region runs from base 107 to 721 and encodes 204 amino acids. The record is from RefSeq and is a predicted model, not a curated record. Gene Ontology annotation, molecular function: RNA binding; structural constituent of ribosome. The transcript is spliced from 4 exons. Gene Ontology annotation, biological process: cytoplasmic translation.
ACCCUAAUCCAGCCCUCCCAUGAUUUCAUUUUCCCACUAAAACAGCAGCCAGCCAGCCAUCCAUCUCUCUUUCUCUGCAGAUCAAAUCCAGUAACAGACUUCAACAAUGGGUGCGUAUACAUAUGUUGGAGAGCUAUGGAGGAAGAAACAGUCAGAUGUGAUGAGAUUCAUGCAAAGAGUCAGGUGCUGGGAGUACCGUCAGCUUCCUUCCAUUGUUCGGGUCACCCAUCCCACCCGACCCGAUAAGGCUCGCCGUAUGGGCUACAAAGCCAAACAGGGUUAUGUGAUCUAUCGAGUACGUGUGAGGCGUGGUGGAAGAAAGAGGCCAGUCCCUAAAGGUAUUGUGUAUGGAAAGCCCACAAACCAGGGUGUCACUCAACUCAAGUUUCAACGCAGCAAGAGGUCUGUUGCUGAGGAGCGAGCUGGAAGGAAAUUAGGCGGUCUUAAGGUUCUUAACUCGUACUGGCUGAAUGAGGAUUCCACUUACAAGUACUUUGAGGUUAUCUUGGUGGACCCUGCACAUGCUGCUAUUCGUAAUGAUCCCAGAAUCAACUGGAUCUGCAACCCGGUGCAUAAGCACAGAGAGCUGCGAGGACUCACAUCUGCGGGUAAAAAGUACAGAGGACUCCGUGGAAAGGGACACUUGAACCACAAGCAACGUCCAUCCAGAAGGGCUACCUGGAAAAGGAACAACACUUUAUCUCUUCGUCGUUACCGUUGAUAAGUUGUCUUACCGUUGUUUGGUCUAUUAUCAACUUGCUCUUAAUUUUCUAAUCAAGUUCUGCUGUUUUGAGAAUUGAGACUAAAAAAUGUUGCAAUUAAUUUUUGAUAGUAACUUGGCUGUGGAUGAUGUUUGAGAUAUCUCAUUGCUGCAAUAUCCUAAUAUGAUGAAACUGUUCUUUUAA